AUGCUUAUAUGUACUCGUGGAGGUGCAGAGCGACCUAAAACAAGUGAUUGUGCGAAGCCAAUUCAAGUUUCAAAUAAAACAGGGUGUGGUGCUAGGAUUUGUGCAAAUUUAUGUGAUGAUGGAACGUGGUUUUUGAGUAAAGUUGAGUUGAUGCAUAAUCAUUCGUUAAGCCCGGGCAAGGCGAGAUUUUUUAGAAGCAAUAAGAAAAUUAGUGACACUGCGAAAAAAAGACUUGAGCUAAAUGACAGAGCAGGAAUACGUUUGUGUAAAAAUUUCAAUUCAUUAGUUGUUGAAAGUGGGGGGUUUGAGAAUCUUUCAUUUGGAGAGAGAGAUUGUCGGAAUUAUAUUAACAAGGCAAGAGAACUCAAUUUUGGUAAAGGUGGUGCUCAAGCACUUUGUGAUUACUUCAGAAGAAUGCAAAAGCAGAAUAGUGGCUUCUACUACGUAAUAGAUGUGGACGAUGAUUGUAGGUUAAGAAAUGUUUUUUGGGCUGAUGCACGGAGUAGGGCAGCGUAUGAUUUCUUUGGAGAUGUUAUUACGUUUGACACAACGUAUUUGACCAAUAAAUAUGACAUGUCAUUUGCUCCUUUUGUAAGAGUGAAUCAUCAUGGUCAAUCUAUACUUUUGGGGGCAGGACUAAUUUCAAGAGAGGAUACAGACACAUUUGUGUGGUUGUUUAAAUGUUGGUUGGAGUGCAUGAAUGGCCAAGCCUCUAAAGCAAUUAUGACAGACCAGGAUAGAGCUAUGAAAAAUGCAAUCGCUAUUGUUUUUCCUGAAAGUCGUCAUAGAUAUUGUAUGUGGCACAUUUUAAAAAAAUUGCCUAAAAAGUUUAGAUCACAUGCUAAUUUUGAUGGCAUUAAGGGUGCCAUUAAUAAAUAUUUGUAUGACUCUCAAACAUGUGAAGGAUAUGAGGAAAAUUGGAAAGAUCUUCUGGAGAAGUAUAAUCUUCAUGAUAAUGCAUGGUUGAAUGGGUUAUAUAUGGAUAAGACAUUUUGGGUGCCGGCAUACAUGAAAGAUACGUUUUGGGCGGGAAUGAGUACUACACAGCGAAGUGAAAGAUGA
This is a messenger RNA of Alnus glutinosa, 1062 nucleotides long. Its product is annotated as protein FAR1-RELATED SEQUENCE 5-like. The transcript has a single exon. Lineage: Eukaryota; Viridiplantae; Streptophyta; Magnoliopsida; Fagales; Betulaceae. Bases 1 to 1062 code for a protein of 353 amino acids. The record is from RefSeq and is a predicted model, not a curated record.